This is a messenger RNA of Protopolystoma xenopodis, 672 nucleotides long. The record is from the annotation of a GenBank genome assembly. NCBI's taxonomy places the organism in Eukaryota, Metazoa, Platyhelminthes, Monogenea, Polystomatidea, Polystomatidae.
AUGUCUCGGUCUAGUCAUCAAGUAACUAGUUUGGUUGGCGUUAUUAAUUUUACGGGUACACUUGUCGUCAUUGCUUCGGUUUCAAACGCAGAUCACUUUGCCAUGGCUUAUACUUAUUUUAUUUUACGCUAUUUACCUUUACAUGCAUUCCAUAUUAUCUUCAGCUGUACUAGGGACGUGCUCAUAGUCAAUCCAAUCGAGCCAAAUUCUCGACAAAAAUAUUUACCUUUUAAUUCUACGCAAUUACGGCGUCGCAGGCGACACAGAGAACUGCGUCUGAAACGUCGAUUCCACUCAGCAGACGUCAUACAUCGUCCGCGCUCCCCUUUCCAUAAAAGAAAUAAAUUCACUUGUCCAAAUGCGAAGGGUUCUUCAGAUUCUACACGAUCUCAAUAUAUCAGUCACUCAGUCGAUGGUCGUCAGAGCCAUCCAAUUUUACCGGCUAUUGGAAACAAAGAAAUCAAAUUCGCUUUUACUGCCGACAGCGAGGGGGACAAUGAAUCGGCGGCUCCGGUAGACAUAGGAUCUGAGCGUUUUGCUUCAGCAGAUACUUAUACUCAACCAAAUUCAUCCAUCCUAAUUUCUCGCAGAGAAAUUCGCCUCAAACCGGAUAGAAGUGGGCGUGCUCGCUCAGCUUCGGGCUGGACUAGAUCCAACCGCGACUCGAAUAAU